CCGUCUCAUUCCAUCCAUCCAAAAUAGGCCUCUCGGAUGUCAUCUCUGGGAAGCCCUCCCGGUCCCUCCCUCCCGGUGCCUUCCCACGGGCACUCUGUUUAUACCUGGCGCGUCGCCCUCUCCACCCAGGGUUGGAGUCGAGUUGUGUAAGUCGCUCUCCUCCAGGCUUCGUGAAGGCAGCAGCUGGAUUCCAGAGAUGGUGACGGUUCGUGGUUUAAUGAAAUCGUUCCUCUUUGGGAGAAUUUCUGUUUAGGCGCCCUGCAACUCCAGUAGUGACUGUAGCUAAAGUCCGCACACUUGCUGUGUCGCAGCACUGGACCGAACACCUUGUGUGCAUUGUCGUCUUUCAUGAUCUUCACACCAGCCCUGUUAGCCGGGGAAAUGUCUGAUGAGGAGAUCAAAAAGAAGACACUAGCUUCAGCCGUAGCCUCUUUAGAAGGGAAGUCACCAGGGGAGAAAGCAGCAAUCAUACAUCAGCAUCUUGGCCGUCGAGAAAUGACAGAUAUGAUCAUUGAGACCAUGAAGUCCAAUCCAGAUGAGCUGAAUGCCACAGUGGAAGAAAGGAAGUCUUCAGAAGCAUCUCCCACUGUACAGAGAAGUAAAAAUCCAAGUGUAGAAUGCAUAAAUGCUGCUCCCGAUUCUCCAUCCAAACAGCUUCCAGACCAGAUUUCGUUCUUUAGUGGAAACCCAUCAGUUGAAAUAGUUCAUGGUAUUAUGCAUCUAUACAAGACAAAUAAGAUGACCUCCUUAAAAGAAGAUGUGAGACGCAGUGCCAUGCUGUGUAUUCUCACAGUCCCUGCUACAAUGACCAGUCAUGACCUUAUGAAGUUUGUCGCCCCCUUUAAUGAAGUCAUUGAACAAAUGAAAAUCAUCAGAGAUUCUACUCCAAAUCAGUAUAUGGUGCUGAUAAAGUUUAGUGCACAGGCUGAUGCAGAUAGUUUUUAUAUGGCGUGCAAUGGCCGCCAGUUCAACUCAAUAGAAGAUGAUGUUUGCCAGCUGGUGUAUGUGGAAAGGGCUGAAGUACUGAAAUCUGAAGAUGGCGCCAGCCUCCCCGUGAUGGAUCUGACCGAGCUCCCCAAGUGCACGGUAUGUCUGGAGCGCAUGGACGAGUCCGUGAACGGCAUCCUCACUACGUUAUGUAACCACAGCUUCCACAGCCAGUGCCUGCAGCGCUGGGACGACACCACGUGUCCCGUGUGCCGGUACUGCCAAACACCAGAGCCAGUGGAAGAGAAUAAGUGUUUCGAGUGUGGUGUGCAGGAAAACCUGUGGAUUUGUUUAAUAUGUGGCCACAUAGGAUGUGGACGGUACGUGAGUCGACAUGCUUAUAAGCACUUUGAGGAAACGCAGCACACGUAUGCCAUGCAGCUCACCAACCAUCGAGUCUGGGACUAUGCCGGAGAUAACUAUGUCCAUCGACUGGUUGCAAGUAAAACAGAUGGAAAAAUCGUACAGUAUGAAUGUGAGGGUGAUACCUGCCAGGAAGAGAAAAUAGAUGCCUUACAGUUAGAGUAUUCGUAUUUACUAACAAGCCAGCUGGAAUCUCAGCGAAUCUACUGGGAAAACAAGAUAGUUCGGAUAGAGAAGGACACAGCAGAGGAAAUUAACAACAUGAAGACCAAAUUUAAAGAAACAAUUGAGAAAUGUGAUAAUCUGGAGCAUAGACUAAAUGAUCUCCUAAAAGAAAAGCAGUCUGUGGAAAGAAAGUGCACCCAACUAAACACGAAAGUGGCCAAACUUACCACAGAGCUCAAAGAGGAGCAGGAAAUGAACAAGUGUUUGCGAGCCAACCAGGUCCUCCUGCAGAACAAACUCAAGGAGGAGGAGAGGGUGUUGAAGGAGACCUGCGACCAGAAGGAUCUGCAGAUCACGGAGAUCCAGGAGCAGCUGCGUGACGUCAUGUUCUACCUGGAGGCACAGCAGAAGAUCAACCACCUGCCUGCCGAGACCCGGCAGGAAAUCCAGGAGGGACAGAUCAACAUCGCCAUGGCCUCGGCCUCCAGCCCCCCGUCUUCGGGGGGCAGUGGGAAGCUGCCUUCCAGGAAAGGCCGCAGCAAGAGGGGCAAGUGACCUCUGGGAAACAGACGUCCCUGAGACUGUUUUCCCUGGCGCGGCGGGGGUGCGCUGGGGCUCCAGUGUGAGGGUGGACCUUGAGCAAGUACAAGUGAGGACGGAGCCGCCGUUGUUUGGGUCUUUUCUUUGCGGGCACAUGCUG
Mustela lutreola (European mink) is the source of this 2215-nucleotide messenger RNA. RefSeq names its product BRCA1 associated protein (gene BRAP). Gene Ontology annotation, biological process: Ras protein signal transduction; protein ubiquitination. The record is from RefSeq and is a predicted model, not a curated record. Gene Ontology annotation, cellular component: cytoplasm. Gene Ontology annotation, molecular function: nucleic acid binding; zinc ion binding; ubiquitin protein ligase activity. Lineage: Eukaryota; Metazoa; Chordata; Mammalia; Carnivora; Mustelidae. The transcript has 12 exons. The coding region runs from base 349 to 2070 and encodes 573 amino acids.